This is a messenger RNA of Helicoverpa zea (corn earworm), 2766 nucleotides long. RefSeq names its product zinc finger CCHC domain-containing protein 8 homolog. The coding region runs from base 150 to 2441 and encodes 763 amino acids. Gene Ontology annotation, molecular function: RNA binding. NCBI's taxonomy places the organism in Eukaryota, Metazoa, Arthropoda, Insecta, Lepidoptera, Noctuidae. The record is from RefSeq and is a predicted model, not a curated record. Gene Ontology annotation, cellular component: catalytic step 2 spliceosome. The transcript is spliced from 7 exons.
GCUGGAAUUGUCAAAAUAAUUCAUUGUCAAAAUAUUACCUUUGUGCUUACUGUGUAAAAUAAAAAAAUAGUCAUAAUUUAUGAGAAGAUAACGCAAGAAAAGCAUAUUUCGAGGGUAGCCUAAUAUCUUGAUGUCUUAGUUUUACCGUCAUGGCAAAAAGAAAAGCAGCUGUGAAUGAUAUCAUUUAUGAAUUAGACAAUGAGGACAUCGUAAUCAGUAGUGACGAUGAGGUUAAGGAAUCCAAAAUAAAUCGUUUAGAGGUAGUAAACAGUACAAAUGCUACCUCGAUUAUUGAGGAUAAUAGUGUAGAAAGUAUUUCGGAAGUAAUUGAUUUAGAUACGGCAAGCGACAGUGUCAGUGAAUGCGCUGCAGCAACGAUGAAGCAUAAUGGAGGGAAAACGGAGAUCGACAAUAACAUUGGAAACUCUCAAAAAGCAACAAGUUCGCAAGAAACUGCAGACGAAGUUGAUUCCGUGAAGAAAACAACUGCCGAUGGUUCUAACACCACUAUAUUUAAUGAGGACAUAGUCAUAGAUUCGCCCGGUAAUAGUGACUUGGGCGUAGAGGGUUGCGAAAAUAGGACGCCCUUAGUUACAGUACGGUUUAGAGAUAGUAAAAUGGCAAGUAAUUAUAAGGAACAGGUGAAGGCAUUUAUGUUAAACUUAAUAAAGCUUCAUGAGGGAGACAGCAUAGGGGUUGACAGUGAGACAGAUAUUGAACUGGAUAUUUGGCCUGAAGACUUGAUUGACACUGAAGCGUGUGAGGACACGGUACAGAAGGAAGAAAGCAGUUUAUUCUUUGUGGACACUGAACCCUGUACUGACAGGCCUAAUAUUAUUCCCAGAUACAGUCAGGCAUCAACAUUAAUAUCAAAUGUCCCUGAUAAAGAGGCAUCUCCUCCCCCUCUGAGGAGGGGACCCUGCUGCUUCAACUGCGACGGAAGCCAUCAACUGAGAGACUGCACCCUGCCCAGAGACCAUGCUAGGAUAGCGGAGAAAAGAAAAGCUAUGAAUUCUCUCAGAGUAGGACGCUACCACAUAGAAGAUGAACAGAAAUAUGGGCACCUAAUACCCGGCAGAAUAUCAGGGCAGCUACGACAUGCACUAGGACUGAAGAGGAAUGAGUUACCAUUACAUAUCUACCGCAUGCGGAUGCUGGGGUACCCGCCCGGAUGGCUUGAAGAAGCGAGGAUAUCUCAUUCAGGCAUCUCUAUGUUUGAUUCUACUGGUACUGCAAUAUUAGAACCUGAAGAGGAAGAAGGCGAAGUGUGUGAACCAGGAUCUAAAGACAAGUUCGACAUCAAGAAGAUACUCGACUUCCCAGGGUUUAAUGUUCCUGCCAGCUCACGGUAUUUAGAGGAGUCCCAACAAUUCGGUCUCCCUCCGAUGUCGGAACAAGACAGCAAGAUGGCCAUGCUACAAUUCCUGGCUCCCAACGCGAUGAAGGCGUACAAACGCAAGAAGCUCACGUUCUUUCCCUCCGCGUCUGCUAACACCACCAUGGAAGGACAGGCUGAGAUGGAACUUGAUAGUGGGGAUGAAGUAACAGAGUUCCCGUCCAACCCUCCGCUCCCGGACGAGGCGCCGCCGCCGCCACCGCCCCCGCCUGCUCUCCCCCCACCUCCUGAAACUCCUCCACCUCCCGAGACACCCCAAUCUCCCCCAAAGCCCCCAUCUCCUCACAAAGUGCCCAUACCUGAUGACAAGCCUGACUCAGGGGAUGAUGUCGAGGUAUUAGAGGUGAUCAGAGUUGGAGACAUACCGGUGCCCGAAGCAGAUCUCAUCACUAUUGACGAAACUGAAGAUGAUAAAUCCCAAAGCAGUGGACGAGCCAGCCCUUCAUUGGACGACUUAGAAGAAAAGAAAAGGCUACUAUUGAAUGCAUUAGAAAGUGACUGUACGCCUAACGUAUCUGUUAUUAGCAUACUUGACACGACUGAGGAGAUCAUAGUUGAUAAGAGUGACAAUGACACCAUGGACACUGACAAUGUCGAAGCCAAUGGGAAGGACCAAGACAUAGCUAAAGACGAUGUAACUAGUACCACUGAUGACAAUAAAAACAUAUCUCCUGAUAACAGUGAGACAAUAACUAAUGUAGAAGACUCUCAGACUGACGCUAAAAGUACAGACGAAGCUGAAUCAAUAGCAGAACAAUCGCCAUCAACCACUUUAGAAACUAAUGACAAUAACAAAAGAAAAGAUAGCAUAUCCGAAUCCAGUACAGAAUCUAAGCCAGGACAUGUAAAAGGAACGUUAUUCGGAACACCAGUCAUGAAUAUAGCGUCUUCUUACGUCAAACUACCCACAGACGAGAAGUUCGCAAAAGACAUUUGUGACGUCAUCAACUUCGAAAACUUACCCAACUCAACAGGAAAGUACAAAAAAAUAAGUGCAUUACUAAAGAAAGUUAAGAGUGAAGUAGACAGGAUCCAAGACUCAUGAUACCCAUGUACCCCUGAAUGGGGUAGAACUGUUUUAAGUUUUACUAUGAAAGAUGUGGGCGUGGAAUUGUUAGAGUAUAUUUGUAAAUUGAGUCAUUGUAUUUUUAUACUGCUCAAUAGGAUAACUCCAUUUUUGGAUCAGAAGCAAUAUUUUAGCAGCUACAUUUUGAGUCGUUAAGUUACCACGCGUUGGUGCGUUUUAGCAUAAUCCAUUUUACGAUGAAAUCAAGAUUCAGUUUUUCCAAGUGAAUAUUGACAGUGAUUGCACAUUGCAGUGCAAUUUUCUCCACACUCAUUUUAAAAUAAUUACAUAGUUUUUUUUACUA